CAAUGCUGAGAAUGAAGAUUAAUCGGUCAAACUCGAGAGCUCCUCUUCUGCAGGCUCGGACCUCUCUAUGCACUCCCCCUUUACGCCACUAGCAGCCACCUCCGCCACCACCGCGACCUCGGCCUCCGCCGCCACCUCCACGAACGAGUCCCGUCGGAGCUAUCACAGUGCAACCCUCUAUCGCAAGCGGUUGCCUCUGCUCGGAGCUCGGCUUGACCCGCCAUGGCUAUGCAGUCUGGGAUCGGCUUAUCCAAGAUUCUGAUCCUCGCCGGAGCAGGAUAUACUGGCACGAUCCUGCUCAACAAUGGAAAGUUAUCUGAUUUACUUGGGGAGCUUCAGCUAUUUGUCAAGGGAUUAGAAAAAUCUGGAAAUCAAUCUGAUGGUGAUAAUGAUUAUUCUGAGGCUAUUGCGGCUCAGGUACGUCGCCUAGCCAUGGAAGUUCGGCAGCUAGCCUCAUCGCAGCGUGUCACUGUUCUUAAUGGAAAUUCUGGCCAAAUGGGUAAUUUAACUAAUAUGGUAGUCCCAGCUGCCACCUUGGGAGCAUUGGGUUAUGGUUACAUGUGGUGGAAGGGACUUUCGUUCUCGGAUCUUAUGUAUGUAACAAAACGUAAUAUGGCAAAUGCUGUCGCAAGCUUAACGCAGAAUCUGGAAUGCGUUACAGAAGCUUUGAAUGCUACAAAGAGACAUCUGACACAACGGAUAGAGAAGUUGGAUGGAAAAAUGGAUGAUCAGAUAGUGUUAUCAAAAGAAAUUAGGACUGAUGUUUGUGCAGUGAGAGCAGAUCUUGAUGGUCUUGGUCAUGAGUUGGAAACGUUGCACCAAAUGGUUUUUGGAUUGGAUGGGAGAUUGGGAUCUUUGGAGUAUAAGCAGGAUUGGGCGAAUGAGGGCGUGCGAUACCUUUGUUAUGUCGCGAAUGGACAGAGGGUGGAAAUGCCCAAGAUUCUGCAGGAACAACUCACAGUUUCUGGUGCACCUCGUGCCACCCUCCCAUACCCAGAUGCUAAGGGUCUUAAGGACAUUUCAGAUGCUGUAUCUGCCAGUAUCAGCCUCCCAGCUUCAGAUAUUAAGGGACAAGACCGUGAUGAUAAGUUAAACGGGAAGCAACGGUUAUAUAUCAGGGCCCCUCCUUCGAUCAAGUGCUGAUUUGAGCUUUGAUCCAUCAUCAAGCCGUCUUUUGCUGCACUAUUACGGUGUAUAAAGAUCGUAUCCACGAUAAUCAGUCGUGGGAUAUUCGUUAGUUUCGGCGUACGAGCCAUGCCUGAAAUAUGACAGUGAGUACCCGUAAAUACGUCUCAGCUAUUUUACGCACAGUGAAGCACUUAUAUUGUGCCUAAACCAUGCAAAUCUGUAUGGGGUUUUUGUUACUUUUUAGUUGCCUUCCCUUUCUGAUGAAAAAUGGGAUAGUCCAGUAAUAAUGCAUUCUGCAAACAAACUGGGAUUUUCUUGGUUCUUCUUCACAAUACUAUGUCCUUAUGGUGCUUGUCAGCUCCGAAUCGUAA
Punica granatum (pomegranate) is the source of this 1499-nucleotide messenger RNA. Lineage: Eukaryota; Viridiplantae; Streptophyta; Magnoliopsida; Myrtales; Lythraceae. The record is from RefSeq and is a predicted model, not a curated record.